This is a messenger RNA of Gopherus evgoodei (Goodes thornscrub tortoise), 4292 nucleotides long. RefSeq names its product peptidylglycine alpha-amidating monooxygenase (gene PAM). The coding region runs from base 537 to 3467 and encodes 976 amino acids. The transcript has 27 exons. NCBI's taxonomy places the organism in Eukaryota, Metazoa, Chordata, Testudines, Testudinidae. Gene Ontology annotation, molecular function: peptidylglycine monooxygenase activity; copper ion binding; protein binding. The record is from RefSeq and is a predicted model, not a curated record. Gene Ontology annotation, biological process: peptide metabolic process. Gene Ontology annotation, cellular component: extracellular region; membrane.
AUUAAUGGGAUAGGACUGUAGAAAAAGCACUGACCUGAUAGAAGAAUGGAACUAACAUGGUCUGAAAGACAUCUGACUACAGGUCUUCUAGUCUGUGGAAUAGUGCGGUGCCUUUCAAUUAUCUAAAGGUUCUGAAGGAUGACUGACGUUGGUUUGUGUGAUGCCACUUGGAGCCUUUGUUGCUGUGGCCUGAUAAGUAACCUGCAGAUUUAACAGUACAGCAGGGGGAAAAGCAUCAGGAAUGCCACUUGCUUCAGCUCCUUAACUGGACAAAAGUACAAUGUAGCCUGUCUACAAAGGGAGAGUCUUCAACUGAUUUAUUUUUUUGCAGCUAAUAACCUAACAUCAUCCACCUUCGUGAUUUUACAGUGCUUCACCUUCCAAGACAGAUGGUGUGUCAAAAGCUGUAAGAUGCCUGCCGAACACACAAUAAUGAAGUAGUGAGCUGCUGCUGCCUAAUUGUCAGGAACACAGCUGACAGAACUGCACUACCUGUUUUCUGCUCCCUUAAACGCUCCAGGAACAGCAGGGUGGACAUGGCUGGCCUCAUUAACAACCUGCUAAUACUGUUGCUUGUUUUUCAAAAUAGCUGUUUGGGUUUCAAAAACCCACUUUCUGUCUUUAAGAGGUAUAAAGAUACUACUAGAUCUCUUUCAAGUGAAUGCCUUGGAAACAACAGGCCAGUGACUUCUCUUGGUCUAACUGAUUUUGCAUUGGAUAUUCGCAUGCCUGGGGUGACUCCUAAGCAGUCUGAUACCUACCUCUGCAUGUCAUUACGUCUGCCAGUGGAUGAGGAAGCCUAUGUAGUUGACUUCAGGCCUCAAGCCAGCAUGGACACUGUCCAUCACAUGUUACUCUUUGGAUGUAACGUACCUUCUUCUACUGAGAAUUACUGGGACUGUGAUGAAGGAAUAUGCACAGACAAGUCCAACAUCUUAUAUGCUUGGGCAAGAAAUGCUCCUCCCACCAGACUACCCAAAGGUGUUGGAUUCAAAGUUGGAGGAGAAACAGGUAGCAAAUAUUUUGUGCUCCAAGUACAUUAUGGGGAUGUCAGUGCAUUCAGAGAUAAACACAAGGAUUGCUCUGGUGUAACGUUACAUCUGACACAUCAAAGGCAACCUUUGAUUGCUGGCAUGUAUCUUAUGAUGUCUGUGAAUACUGUUAUACCACCAGGGGAAAAAGUGGUUGAUGCAGAUAUUGCCUGCCAUUAUCAAAAGUAUCCAAUGCACCUCUUUGCCUAUAGAGUUCAUACACACCGAUUAGGUAAGGUGGUAAGUGGAUACAGAGUGAGAAACGGUCAGUGGACCUUGAUUGGUAGACAGAGUCCGCAACUACCACAGGCCUUCUAUCCUGUGGAACACCUUGUAGACAUUAACUUUGGUGAUACUUUAGCAGCUAGGUGUGUUUUCACAGGAGAAGGUAGAACGACGGAGACACACAUAGGGGGCACAGCCAGCGACGAAAUGUGCAAUUUCUACAUUAUGUAUUACAUGGAGGCCAAACAUGCUGUUUCAUACAUGACCUGUACACAGAAUAUAAACCCGGAUAUGUUCAGAAACAUUCCACAGGAGGCAAAUAUUCCUAUUCCAGUCAAGUCUGAUAUGAUCAUGAUGACACAUGAACAUCAUCAUGAAGAAACCAAGAAAACAGAUGAUAGUUCUUCACUGAAGCAGCCAAAAAGAGAAGAGGAAGAGGUUUUGGAUCAAGGUGAUUUCUAUUCACUCAUUUCCAAGCUGCUAGGAGAAAGGGAAGAUGUUGUUCAUGUGCAUAAGUAUAAUCCUACCGAAAAGGCAGAAUCAGAUCUUGUAGCUGAGAUUGCUAAUGUAGUCCAAAAGAAGGAUCUUGGCUGGUUUGAUGCCAGAGAGGUUACAAAUCACGAUGAAAGGGCCAAUACUAGUCUCGCCAGAAACAGAAUUCACAAAUUUCACAGACUAGAAUCCACCGUGAGGCCACCAGAGAACAGAUAUUUCUCUUUACAACAUGGUGAUGGAAGCUGGGGAAAAGAACAUGCUGGAGAUUUCCACAUAGAAGAGGCUGUGGACUGGCCUGGAGUAAACCUCAAACUAGGCCAGGUUUCUGGGUUGGCCCUGGACCCUAAAAAUAACCUGGUUAUUUUCCACAGGGGUGAUCAUGUGUGGGAUAGAAACUCAUUUGACAGUAGCUUUGUUUACCAACAAAGAGGACUUGGACCAAUUGAACAGAACACAAUUCUUGUAAUAGACCCAAGUAAUGCAGAAGUUCUUGAUUCCACAGGCAAAAAUCUAUUUUAUUUGCCACAUGGUUUGAGUAUAGAUAAAGAUGGUAACUACUGGGUCACUGAUGUAGCUCUCCAUCAGGUGUUCAAAUUGGGAGUACAUAAUAAAGAACCUUUAUUGAUCCUGGGAAGGUCUUUGCAACCAGGCAGUGACAAAAAUCACUUCUGUCAACCAACCGAUGUGGCCGUGGAUCCAGUCACAGGCAACAUUUAUGUGUCUGAUGGCUAUUGUAACAGCCGAAUUGCUGUGUUCUCUCCAAACGGAAUGUUCAUCAUGCAGUGGGGGGAAGAGACUUCAAUAGGCAAAGCCAAACCUGGCCAGUUCCGAAUCCCUCACAGCUUAACACUGGUACCCGAGUUUGGUCAGCUGUGUGUAGCAGACAGGGAAAAUGGACGAAUUCAGUGUUUUAGGUCAGAAACUGGAGAAUUCACACGAGAAAUCAAACACAAAUUGUUUGGAACAGAAUUAUUUGCAGUUUCAUAUGUUCCAGGUGGUCUGCUCUUUGCAGUUAAUGGAAUGCCGUAUCCUGGAGACAUAGAACCAGUGCAAGGAUUUAUGUUGAAUUUUUCCACUGGAGAAAUAAUGGACACUUUCAUUCCCGUUAGAAAGAGCUUUGAGAUGCCACAUGACAUUGUUGCUUCAGAAGACAAAACGGUGUACAUUGGAGAUGCUCAUGCCAAAACAGUAUGGAAGUUCACUUCCACAGAAAAAAUGGAGCAUCGAUCAGUUAAAAAGGCUGGUAUCGAGGUGCAGGAAAUAAAAGAAGCAGAGACAGUUAUAGAAGCCAAACUGAAAAACAAACCUAUUUCAACGGAGUCUUCAAAGAAGUGGGAAAAACAUCAUAUGGUCGAACAGGCCAGUCCUGGAAUUUCCUUUGUUCUUAUUACAACUCUUCUAAUUAUUCCUAUUGUUGUCCUGUUGGCAAUUGCUGUAUUUAUUCGAUGGAGGAAGACAAGGGUCUAUGGAGCUGAUGCUGACCACAAACUUGAAUCAAGUUCAGGAAGAAUCUUGGGCAGACUUCAAGGAAAAAGUAGUGGAGGUCUUAACCUUGGGAACUUCUUUGCAAGCCACAAAAGCUACAGUCGGAAAGGGUUCGACCGACUUAGUACUGAAGGGAGCGAUCAAGAAAAAGAUGAAGACGAUGGUACAGACUCAGAAGAAGAGUAUUCAGCUCCCCCUCCCCCACCCCCACCAGUAUCUUCUUCAUCCUGAAACCAGCCUUUGAUUUCUUCUACAUUGAACGAUUCUACCAAGAACAUCAGAUUCCUUUUCCCUUUAGCACGUUUAAGAUUUUGUGUAUUUAAUUGUAAACUGUACUAGUCUGCGUGGGGCUGUACACUGGGAUUUUUUGGUUUUAGUUUGGUUUUAGUUUGGUUUGGCUUUUUUUUUUUUUUUUUUUAAAGUGGAGGAGUAUGUGGAAGUUUCAUAUCAGUGCUGUUGUCUUUAUGUAAACAUCUUAAUAAAAGAAAACAAUCCUCUUUUAAUGGCAGUACUGAUUUAAAGUAGUAGUAUUUUCUCAUUUCUGUUUUGGGACCUUUUCUGUAUUUGUAAAUAAGUCCCAUUAUCUGGUUUAGCACAAUAUUUUCAGUUGUCAGUUUUUCUUUUGUGCCUUUUCUGUUCAAUGUCCUUAAACUAUUGCAGUACAGAGAAAAAUACAGUGCCACAAGAAAACAAAGCUGAUAAAUCUUCUUCUAUUUUUUUAAAAUCACUAACAUAAUAUUGCAUUGAGAAAGAGGAAAAAAAGUCUCUAUUUAAUUCUUUUUUCUUCCUCCUUAGUUGGUGUGUUUCUGAGAUGUCUUAUUUUUAGAUAGUAUUACUGUUAAAAUACUAUUUUCAGAGGGUGAAUGUAGUUUGUGUAAUAAAGUGUUUGCAGAGCAUUUGCUGUCAGAGUGUACUUUGGAAUUUUUGCAUAUUUGAAGGUUUUUUUGUAUACAACUUUCGUAACAAAACACAGUCCACUUCAUACAGUGAAAAAGAUGCUAUUUUGUAUGAGUUGGAAGAUAUUUUGUUAUGUAGCGGGUUUAAAGGGAAAAAAAA